This is a messenger RNA of Phycodurus eques (leafy seadragon), 5632 nucleotides long. It is a transcript of the gene zmym2, whose product is annotated as zinc finger, MYM-type 2. The record is from RefSeq and is a predicted model, not a curated record. The transcript has 24 exons. Bases 100 to 4074 code for a protein of 1324 amino acids. Lineage: Eukaryota; Metazoa; Chordata; Actinopteri; Syngnathiformes; Syngnathidae. Gene Ontology annotation, molecular function: zinc ion binding.
UUGGUGUGGCGUUGUGCGCAUGCGCUCCCCGGGAUUAAUCUCAAGGCACAAAAGUGGCGCUACACCGUGUCGAGCUCUACUCCGGUGGUUGCCUUAGCAAUGGAUGGGGAGUUGGAACCCAACCCUGCUGUUCCAGAGGAGGAGGUGGCGACAGCGGGGGCGGCGGCGGCAGCGGGGGAGCACGUGGAGGCCGCUGCGGCUCCCACUGUGGAGACCCCAGAGUCGGUUGGCGUGGCAACACAUAACGAUGAGGCGCCGAAGAAGGGCAGCGGCGAGGAUAACGACGACGACGUGGUUCUGGUAGAGGAGCAUGCCCCCGAGCUGCCGCCCUUAAAUGAGUGUUCGGAGUGCCCUGCUGACAUGGAGACGGAAGACAAGACUCCCGCCGAGGUGACGCCGCCCGCCGAGGUGACGCCGCCCGCCGAGGUGACACCACCCGCCGCAGCGACACCCGACACUUCCGAGCCCUCCAACCCCGCCUCGGCGGCUGAGCCCAUCGUUAUUGACGAUGAGGAGGAGCCUGAGGAGAACCACGGCGGCUCCUCGCCUGCCACCCUCAGCAGUGUGGAACCACAUUCAGAGAUCCGCAUCGCCAACGUCACCACGCUGGGCAAGAAAAGAGGUGCUGACGGCAAAACGUCACCAGGGGAUGCCCAAGCCGACUUGAUGAUCACCUCGGUGACGUCACUACAGGGCGGACCAAUGUCGGGUGACACCGCGGCAGAAGAAAACGGUCUACAGAUCGGCAGCGCCUUCAGCCUGAAUUCCGACGCAACGUCUGGAAGACCGAGUGCUUCCUUCAACCCUGGGCGGGGAUCGGCGGUGCAAAACGGCGACACGGGGACGCACAACAGAACAGACUCGUGGAUUUCCCAGUCUGCGUCGGUGCCUCGCAACCAAAAGCAAACGGGGGUGGACUCUUUAUCCACCGCCACUUCCCUGCCCAAACCUCCGGGACAGUCUUCCUCCUCCUCGCCAGGCACCCAGCCGCAACCCAGGACGGUGAAGGUGACGUGUGCAAACUGUAAGAAGCCUCUGAAGAAAGGUCAGACAGCGUACCAGCGCAAAGGCUCCACACACCUCUUCUGCUCCACCACCUGCCUGUCUGCCUUCUCGCAUAAACCUCCACCCAAAAAAAGCUGCACCAUGUGUAAAAAGGACAUCACCAACAUGAAAGGUACCAUCGUGGCCCAGGUGGACUCAAGCGAGUCCUUCCAGGAGUUCUGCAGCACCGGCUGCCUGGGCGCCUACGAGAACAAGCAAAACCCGCCCAAGUCCAGCCUCAAAACCAAAUGCACAGUCUGUGGAAAGCUCACCGAGAUCCGUCAUGAGGUGAGCUUCAAGACGGUGACGCACAAGAUCUGCAGCGACAUGUGCUUCAACGUGUACCGCAGAGCCAACGGUCUCAUCAUGAACUGCUGCGAGCAGUGCGGAGACUACCUGCCCACCAGGGCUUCCGCCAACCACUUCAUGCUGGUGGAUGGACAGCAAAAGCGCUUUUGCUGCCAGAAAUGCAUCAAGGACUUUAAGCAGGCUCACAGUAAGCUGGCGAGCUGCCUGACGUGCAAGACGCUGAUCAAGACAGGCGAGGUGGUCCUGGGCCUGGCCGCCGACGGUGCCAUGGGCUCCUACUGCUCCACCAACUGCAUGAACAAGGCCAAGAUGGCCGCUGCCACCUUCCACCACGCGGAGCCAUCAUGUCACUUCUGCAAGAGGAACUCUUUACCUCAGUACCAGGCCACGCUGCCGGAGGGAAACGUCCUCAACUUCUGCAGCUCGCUCUGUGUGACCAAGUUCCAGAACGCCACCCUCCAGACGGCCACCAACGGAGAGACUGCACUGUCCACUAACAAAAACAAUGCGGUGCAGCUCAAGUGUAACUACUGCAGAGGAGCAUUCAGCGUCAAGCCAGAGACACUGGAGUGGGAGGACAAAGUGUACCACUUCUGCAGCAAGGUGUGCUGCGACGACUACAAGAAGCUGCACUGCAUUGUCACCAUGUGUGAGUACUGCCAGGAGGAGAAGACGCUGCAAACCACUGCCAACUUCUCUGGCGAGAAGAAGCCCUUCUGCAGCGAAGGGUGCAAGUUGCUGUUCAAGCAGGACUUCAUAAAGCGUCUGGGCCUGAAGUGCGUCAGCUGCAACCACUGCAGCCAGAUGUGUAAGAGAGGUGUCACGCGGCAGCUUGGCGGCAUGACCCGGGACUUCUGCGGCGAGCCUUGCGCCAAGAAGUUCCAUGACUGGUACCACAAGGCGGCACGCUGCGACUGCUGUAAGGUUCAGGGCCAGCUGACAGAGUCUGUAAUGUGGCGUUCGGAGAUGAAGCAAUUCUGCGACCAGCAGUGUCUACUCAGGUUCUACUGCCAGCAGAACGAGCCCAUCAUGGCCACGCAGAAAGGGCCCGAGAACAGCUGCACGGGCAUUGAAUCGCAAGCUUCCAAACUUGGGCUGGUAAGCCAGGGCACGGCGGCAUACGCGGGCAGCGGCCUGAUGAGAGACGUCAAAAACAAGGCAGUCCUCUGCAAGCCGCUCACCCUCACGAAGGCCACCUACUGCAAGCCACACAUGCAGAGCAAGACCAUACAGACGGAUGUGGAUGACGGUGUGAAGCGGGAAUACGUACCUGUCCCGAUCCCCGUGCCCGUCUUCAUCCCCAUACCCAUGAAUAUGUACUCGCAGUUAGCGCCCACGCCGCUCUCCAUGCCUCUACCGCUCCCCGUCCCCGUCUUCCUACCCACCACCCUGCAGAGCACCGAGCAGAUCGUUCAGACCAUCCAGGAGCUGAGAAGCCAAGCGCCCUCAGUCCCCGUGGCCACCCAAAAGGACCCGCUGUCCCCGACAGAGGCGACAUCGGAUGACCAGAAAGCAGACGUGAAGCUAGAGAAGGAGACAAGUGAGCAUGAAGAUGAAAAGAUGGUCACCGCCAGUCCAGAGGAGCAGGUGAAGGAAGGUAAUAUGGAUCCGAAGGAGGAGGUAAAGAAGGAGGAAGAGGAGGGAGACUACAUGGACCUGGAGGAGGACUUUCCUCAAGCUUCAGCAUCAUUCCCAGAGGACAUGGAGGAACGUGAGGACAAGCCGGCGCCACAACCUCAGCCAAGGACACAAGGGAACAAGAGGCUGGCGGUGAAACGCAGCUUGGUCAGAGCCUCGUCUCUUUGCUCACCGCCCCUGAAAGCUCUCUACGGCAUCAACGCCUUCAGACGCUGGAUGGGCUCAGGUGGAAAAGAAGGGUCCACAGCCGACCCCCAAGCGUCCAGUCCAGCUCUGGUGAAUCCCGCCGAGACUGACGUACUGAAAAUGUGCGCCGACGAGCUGAACGGCAAGCUGUGUGGCUUUGUAAGGGAGGUGUGCCGGCCCAAUGGGGAGCGAUACGCCCCAGACAGCAUCUACUACCUCUGCCUCGGCAUCCAGAAGCAUCUUUACACCAAUGGCCAACAGAGUGACAUCUUCAGCGACUCCUGCUACCAGGAGUUUGGGGAGGAGCUUAAUAAGGUUCUGAUCGACUGGAAGCCCAGCCUGCUUCCUGAUGGCUUAGCCUGGAGCCGUGUGGACGAACGGUGCCUGUGGGCGGGCGGGCAUCUGGGCGGCACAACGCCCGCCGUCCUUCUGCGCUCACUGGUCUAUCUGAACGCCAAGCGCCUCCGCCUGCACAGCACCCAGCAGCACCGACGGCUGUCCUUUGCCCAAGUCUACGGCCCGGGGGCCAUGCACCCAGUCAUCACCGGGGAGAGCCGCGUGUCUUCUCCUGUCUCUCAGGUAGAAAAGGACUCUCGCAAGAGGAAGCUGGACCAUCAGGAGUGUGAAGAAGACAACGACGUGGGACCACUUGCUCCUGUCACGGAGCAAGAGCAACACCUUUUCUGGCUUUACCGCUCUAAGUGCCCGGCGUCAUUGCUGGAAUGCUCGGACUUCUUCUAUGCUCAGCCUGACGCCGCCUGGGACGGCAACGGGGCCUGGUUCACCUCCGAGCCGCUGGAGCGCCACACGCUGGAGACCCUCCUCGCCAGAGUCCUACUGGUGCGGGACAUCUACACGGACUCGCAGGAGCAAGAGGAGAAAGGUGGCGCCGAGUAGCACGUCUGGUUUGGACGUGUAGAUUGUUAGUUAGAUCCACAGGAAGGCCAUAGUGAAUAGUUCUUCCAACAAUUUCUUAUGUAAACCUCCUUCAUUCCUACCACGGAGCUGCAUGAGACGCCGCCCAUAGCUAGAAAAACUGGGGACGGGUGUGGGGUGGUUUUCCAGAAUGUUCCUGAGAUUGUUUUGGGGAUGGGUGGCAUCUGGACAGUUACGGAAUGUUUUGCCUCCUAAUGAUCCGGAUAUGCUGUCACCAAGCCUGAAUUAAAUGAAGUGAUGUCGUUUGGAGAGUUAGUUUAGGCACAAGCCCAUGCACCUGAUUUAGGCUUUGGAAAAGACAAAUCAGGAGAACUGUUAGCAUGUACUCUUAGCAUCCCAUUCCUGAAAGGACAAGGAGAUGCAUGCUUUUCAUUGGACAGCGAGUGGUGCUAUGAUGUCUGCAGGAAGAAGUCCAAUAUUUCAGAAGGGACAGGUAAUUCGGUUGAAGAAUGAAAUAGCGCACCUGUGCUGAAGUUGCCAUACAUUUUGUCCUUAGAUUGAUGUCACAUCCGUUGAGAAAUGGCACCGCGAUUAUGCGCCUUGAACUUUUUCUCAAAGUUGAGCUGCAUGCUUUUUGCUGCAGAAAAUGUCCUAGUAUUUCGGAAGGGACCAGUAUUCUGGCUGAGAAGUUAUAGCACACCUGUCCUGAAGUGGCCAAGCAUUUUGUCAUUUGUAAGUCACAUCUAUUGAAAUAUGGCACUGGUAUUACAUACACUCAAAGAUGUUUCGCAAUAUUUGCAGAUACGUGCAUUUUGCUCCAUAAAAAGUCAUAAAAUUUAUAGAUCCCCUAUGUUGAAGUAGCCACGUAUUUUGUGCUUUGAAGUUACAUUCAUUAAGAAAUGGCACUACUGUUAACACGCCUUAACAACUUUUCCACCAAAUUUUCAGAAUCCAGAAUUUUGCCACAAAAAAAGGUAAAAUGUUCCAAAGGGAGAAGUAUUUGGGCUGAGAAAGAUGGAUUAGCUGAGAAAAAGCAUUGGUGUUACAUGCUUUUAAAAAAAAAAAAUUUGUGCAAAAUCUGGAGAUGGCAUGGCUAUUUGCUGCAGAAAAACUCCCAAAAUUUCGGACGAGAGAAGUAUAUUGGCUGCGAAAAGUAAUAGCACACCCGUGCCUAAGAAGCUGCACAUUUUGAGAAAUGCCGUUCCUCUUUUGCAGCGUUUAAUAAUUACAGCAACAUUUUUUGUGACACUAUGCUCACAGGAAAAGCCAAAUUGUUCGGCAUGUACAAGUAAUUGGGUUGAGCAUAGUAAUUAGUUAUUACAUGCGUUUUAAGUUUCAUAGCUGCAUUCUUUAUACAGUGAUUCUGUUUGCCCAAUAGCUUGGAACGUGCAAAUACCACAUAAUACCACACCUGCCCCGAACUUGAUGUACAUUUUGUCCUCUGAUUGACGUCACAUCCGUUGGAAAAUGGCACUGCUAUUUCCUUUUAUCACUAUUGGAGAUGCUUGGGUUUUCCAGCGAUGCCAUGUUUGCCCAGUAGCUUCAAAGGUGCAACUAUUUAGAAAAGUAAUAACACACC